AUGGUGCCCAGGACUGAGAAAAGAAUCGUGGCUUCUGCUGCUGAUCUUUUCCUCAUGGAAAAACUUGAUGAGCUUGAGGAAAUCAACCUCCCUGCAAUUAUGCUGGAACAUAUGCAUAGAGUAAUGAUAUGGAAGAAUGCUAAGCAAGGGAUUCCCUAUGGGUAUUUGCUAAACUUUAUCUUCAACCAAUUUGAAGUUCCAGUGGGAAAAGGGGUACCUGAUACUACCAAACAAAUGUUCACUAUGUCUACUCUACUAGAAUGGACCUGGUCCUUUGUAGAGUAUGAAUUCUCGUCCAGUGGUCAAAGUGCUAUACAACUGGAAAGCUGUCUGCGUCAGAAAGUUGGUGAAGCUGCAAAUUUCAACUGUGCUGAGGACCUGGUCCCAUUGACACUGGUGGACACAUACAUUCCAACAUUGGCCUUUCCUUUUACCAAAGCUAGGGAAACAACUUUGUGGAAGGAACAAACUUGGAAUAUUGAACUCUUAGCUGAUUCUAUUGAUCAAAACGUUUUCAUUUGGGAAAUCGUGACGAUUCUGAGCUAUGAUGGAAGUGAUCUUGGAUGGGCUGUUUUCAGCCACAGAUUGGCUGAAAUGACUAGAGGUAAAUGUGAUAUGAUAGUGCAAGUUAUGAAGGGAUUUGAUCAUUGGAGAGAUGAAGUGAGUGACAUUACUACAUUUGUUCCUGCAUUGGACCGUCAACUUCGUGAUCUUCAUAGUCCUCAUCAUUGUACUCGACUAAUUCUACCGAGUACCACUGGACAUGUUCCUGAGAGAGUGGUUUGUGCUGAAUGUAGUCGUCCAAUGGAGAAGUUUAUCAUGUACCGCUGCUGCACUGAUUGA
This is a messenger RNA of Solanum verrucosum, 843 nucleotides long. RefSeq lists its product as uncharacterized. Lineage: Eukaryota; Viridiplantae; Streptophyta; Magnoliopsida; Solanales; Solanaceae. The record is from RefSeq and is a predicted model, not a curated record. The transcript is spliced from 4 exons. The coding region runs from base 1 to 843 and encodes 280 amino acids. Gene Ontology annotation, biological process: phloem development.